This is a messenger RNA of Osmerus eperlanus (European smelt), 1407 nucleotides long. Its product is annotated as cell surface glycoprotein CD200 receptor 1-A. Lineage: Eukaryota; Metazoa; Chordata; Actinopteri; Osmeriformes; Osmeridae. Gene Ontology annotation, biological process: regulation of neuroinflammatory response. Gene Ontology annotation, molecular function: signaling receptor activity. The record is from RefSeq and is a predicted model, not a curated record. The transcript is spliced from 7 exons. Bases 283 to 1284 code for a protein of 333 amino acids.
AAGGGAGAAUAGUAGGGAAGAGCAAGAAGUGAGAAAGAGAAGGAAGGUCACAAUAAGAGUCCAAAGAUUUCAGAGAACAUCUGAAGAAGGAAAGAAAAGUUUAGGAAGAUCAAAGAGACUGGCGGGAAAAGGAAAGAAUAGUCAAGGGCUUCAGGGCUAUGGUUUCUAGAGUUUAGGGAAGGUGUGAGGCCUUCAAGUUUACAUUGAUGAUUCCAGGCUACAGGAUUGAAAGUGCAGGAUUUUUAGUUUAGUUUGGAGGAAUGUUCCGGAUCUACUGAAAAGAUGAGGAACAUGUGGAUACUAGGAGCUGUGCUAUAUUUCCUGGCAGUGACCGAAACAUGGAGUCUUGUGGAAGGAAACAACCCCAAUAGCGCUAACUAUCGCUCCACCCCUUCCUCCACCUCCAACUUGCAAGGAGAGUCCAAACUCCAUGUCCACAGAAGUGAGAAUUUCCGAGUAGGGAGUAAUGUCACUUUGCAGUGCAGCAACAAGACAUGGAGUGAAAUGAUCUACACUAUCUGGAAGAUACCCACCCAUGAAAAAAUAUCAUCCCAGUGUCAAAUAUCAUCUACUGAAGAUGGCCAAAACAUGAACACCUGCAACGAUGGCAAAACCCUGUGCAAUACAACCAAUGGAGAGUCCUAUCUGCACAUCCCAGAGUUCUCUGAGAGAGAUAAAGGCUCCUACUUUUGUGAAACAGUUCAUAAAGGAGGGAGCUACGCUGCAAAGAUUGAAGUGUUGGUAAUAGCUCCUCCAAUCGUUUCUGCCUGGAUAGAGAAAGAGGGCAGCAGGUAUACGGCUGUGUGUGAGGCUGACAGAGGCAAGCCUGCUGCUUCCAUCUCCUGGAGGACCACAUGGAACUCCUCCUCAGCUGUGAUCACAACUAAGCCCACUUCGGAUGGCUUCCAUUCUGUGAGCAGUCGCUUGGUAAUAGCCGAGGGUGUUGCCAGGACAAACCUUAGCUGUGUUGUCAGUCAUCCUUCCUGGACAGAUGAGCAGACACAUGAUCCGAAUAUCGCAACAAAAGAUUAUUUUUCUGACUCCCAAAAAUCUCAGAUCAUCGUCAUCUCUGUGGUAACCGUCAGUAUAGUCAUGGCAGUUUUUGGCGGUAUAUACUUCACUCUGAGGAACCUUCACACAAUCAGGAAUUGCUUUGUGUCCAACACCACACCGGAGGAGUCAAAAUGUUCACCGGUUGAUGAAGUGGAAGAAGUUGAGCCAUACGCUAGCUAUGUGCAGCGUGUAAACACCAUCUACAACUCUUCUGACGAUUUCUUUAAAUAAAACACACAUACAUACACACACACACACACACACACACACACACACACACACACACACACACACACACACACACACACACACACACACACACACACACACACACACACACAAGGAACCACACAC